GGUUCCCGAGAGCGCGUUGCGGAACGCACUACCGGGACCCAAGAUGGAGUCGAGCGAGCCCACAGCGGCCAGUCGGUCUGUUGGCUUGCGGCGUGCCGAGGGCUGCGGAGGACGGCAGAGGACGGCCAUAUUGUUUUAGCGGAGUGUUUGUUUUGGUGCAGCCUAAACUCUUGCCCGACGACUCGUAGAAAUCCAGCCCCGUUUCAAAACUUGUGGAAUCGUGCUCGUCGGCCGUUCGACAUCGUCUCGGCGCUCGACCAGACCCAGAGGCCGGCAAUCCCCGCGAGAGGAGCUCGAGCGCUCUCUCCCUCUUCGUCUCUCUCUCCGUCUCUCCCGGGGCUCGUUUCGUGAACGGUGAACGGCCCGAAAUAUGGCUUGCGCCACCCUAAAGAGGUCCCUCGAAUUUGAUCCGGUCCACAGCCACGGGCGGCCCAGCAAGCGACGAAGAUGCGUCCCCAUGUGCGCCUCACCCGGAGCCUCGCCCUCGCAGUCCGCGGCGAGGCCGCAGAACCCCUCGCCCUUUGGCGAGGUCGCCCACAAAUUGACGCCUGAGAAAAUGGCAGCUAACAUCAGAGAGGAGAUUCGCAGACUGCACCGACGCAAGCAGUUGCACUUUAAUCCCCAGAGCAAUGGUGGAGAUUCAUCGGAUAUGGAGGGCCCGGUCAGUCCUUCGAGUCCGUCAACCUCUGGCUCGCAGGUUCAACAAUACAGUCCCAGUGGCAAAGAGAAACCACUAUUUACAUUCAGACAGGUUGGUUUGAUCUGUGAACGAAUGCUAAAGGAACAAGAGACUCAAAUACGGGAGGAGUAUGACCAAAUCUUGAACAUGAAGCUCUCCGAGCAGUACGAUGCUUUUGUCAAAUUUACCUACGAUCAGAUUCAAAAGAGAUUCGAGUCUGGUACUGUACCGAGUUAUUUAUCCUAAAGAUGGUUUCAUACCUUUAAGAACACGUUUCUCCGAAGAUUAUUAGAUUUCUACGAUGUAAGUGAGAGAAAUUUUGCUUGAAAACUGAAAUAUAUCCAAGGCAAGCAGCGCCGCCUUGGGCUUGACAGGUCGACGUUGAGUAAAUUGGAGGAGCUUCGACACACCUUGGCAGGGAGGGACGUCCCUGCUCUCGAGAGUGUAGUAGCAGUGUAAGUUAAGUAGGUUUCGCAUACGAGGACGUAAUCGUACCAGGAAAAUCUACAACGUAUACUAUUAUAAAACGAAACGAAGCAAAAAAGAUGUCGCAAAUGACAGUUUGUACUAGAGUUGGUUUGAAGGAGAAAGUGCGCUGGUAUCAGGGAACUAUGUAGAGUAUUUGAGUGUGUCCGUAGAAAAAGCAACGUUAUAGCGUCUCUUGGCUUUUUGCAUCGACCGAUGUCUACGAAGCCCUUCGGGAGGGUCGCCAAUUCCUAAGGCGAGACAUGCUCAUUUAAGCACAAAACAACAUAGAAGCAUUUAUCGACGAACUGAAUUUAAUGCGAGAAUUUUGUACAGACGUUUGCUUCAGGUUUUCCACCCUAUGAUGUAGAAAUUAUGGCUCCAGGGUUAAUGAAAGAUAUCCAACGAUGCAGACUUUCUUUGUCAGCUUGUGGUCUACAUAAAUUCAUAAGCUAUGAAUAACUUUGCGAACAUCGCAUAUGGUGCAGGGUUGGAAGAAUUCAAAUUGAAAGAAUGACUUAAAAAUGUAUAGAGUAUUUUUUUAAUAAUUCUAAUGCAUCAUCAAAGUUUUCCUUGACAUUCAAUUUGCGUGAACUUCAAUUUUUUCUGUAAAUUUUCUUCGCUGAUGAAACAUUUAAUCAUUUCUUUGUGAACGUUUACGUAAAUCUUUUUUUUCUUUUAACACAAAAAGGUACACUAUGAAAAGCACGUCAAAAAUGGAAAAAUUCUAACACUGCCACUUGCCGUUAAAAUUUAGGAAUCAAAUUUUAAGGUGAAGAAAUCGAAUUAACAAGAACACAACAAGUAUUUGCUAUUUACCACUAGUACUUUGUGUAUUUAAGUAAUUCUUCAUCUUUAUUUUUAUCGUUAUGAUCAUUGAAUGCAACCAUUUAAGGUUAAGACUUGAAAAAUCCAUCGUUGAGAAAACAAAGUCCAGAUCAUUUGCUGGGUAAAAUGUGACCAACCCUGAUAAUGUAUGUUGAGAAAAUUACUUUCGAAAUGAGAGAUGACCAGUGCAACCCUAAGGAAAUGGGGGGGGGGGGGGGAAGAGGCGUCCGUUGUACGACAUUGCCGAUAAAAACUGUCAGUAAAUGACAGACUAUGUUCUUUCGUUGAAUUAGCCGACAGCAAUAGGUCAAUUUUCAACUUAAUGACGAUUCCUACCAAAUUAUUAAAUCGUCUUUUUAGUGCAACACCUCAUUUGCGUUGUUAAAGAAUUAUUCUUAAUGAGUAUCUUUAAGUCAUCGUGGCCAAUUUUGAUACCACAUACGUUCUUCCUAUUAAAAAUAUGUUUGUUGUAAAUAUACAUUAUAUCGGUUUGAUACUCAUUCGUAUUUUGAUAUAGGGAAACGCGUACAUUGAAACCAUCGUGAAUUUUCGGCAAAUCUAUAAAAAGAAUAAGCACAAGUUCUCUGCAUUACACGUAAUUGCAUUUCGUUCAAUUGCAUAUAACAAGAAUCUCUGCCACUGUUCAACGCUGAAAUUGAUUAAUAUACUUAAGGAGUUAAAAAUGGCAUUAAAAUGACGAUUUAAUCUUUAAGUGAGAAUCGCGAUAAAUGGUAAUUUGGUCGAUUUCUGGAGUGUUGCGACGAUUCGUAGAUAAAGUGGGAUCGAAUGUAAACGUCUGAAGCAAUUCGCACAUUCGAUCGGGAAACGGCACUACAAGGGAAGUCCAUGGAGUUACCGUUGAUAGUUUAUUUUCGUACGAAUCGUUCGCGAAUCCUGCCCUCUCGCUCACGUCGUCUCGUUCCAAAAUGCAAAGAGAGUUCGUUUCGGAGAUCAGGUGUGUGCUCGUCUUACCCGCGAUUCCGACUUAUUUUUCUAAAUGCGGUCGUUAACUCCCAUCGCGAAAGUAAGACGGCCCACGUUAACGGGGUUUCAAAUUGACCUGUAAACCGUAGCAUUGUACGAAGCGCAUUGUGUAUAAUAAACAUUUGAAAUAAAAGUUUAAUACGAUUUUGCGUAAACUUUCGUUCCCUGGUAGCAAGCGACUCUCGAGCAGUAAGGCGACGACUCGACGAGACUUACAGCGGCGACGUCUUAAUGUCUGUGAGAAAAACUAGAAGCCGAACGAUCCGUUGACGGAUAUAGAUUAGGUGUCGGUAUGUAAUCUCUGAAAGCAUUUGCCCGUAAAUUUCAAUUAUCUCCGAAGGCUUGGUCUAAUUUCGGUUUUUCAUUUUUUUUUUCCACUUGCCUCCGCGUGUGCCAUUUUUUAGCCACCGAAUGAAUUCGGCUAAAUCGAGGUUCGUUUUGUCUUCUCUCGAGGGGUACUUAAUUAAAACUAUUUACGCGUAUACAUAAAUAUAUGCGGUAACUAACGAAAGCGAAGGAAGGAACGUUGCACGAUCGAGGAUUGGGAGUCGUUCGGCAUAUAUAAGUUUCUCGCUGCAAUCUCAAACCAUGGAGGGAAUUUUUUUUUUCUGCGGAACGCGACUCCCGUAAUGGAUUCAAAGUUAUAAGAGAGCUUUACGGGAAGAAAAUUGAAUCAAAGGAAGGUGAAACUAAACGUGCAAUCUUAGGGUUUACAAACGGACAUCUUAUCGGUUUCUACCUCUAGAUAAGUUUUGAUCGAUGCCAGUCACGGAAACCCGGACAAAACGAGGCUAUCUAGAAAUUCAGAGAGACAUUAAGGCGUGUCUCUUGUCAGUUAUAUUAAUAACUAUACCCGAUGCAUUAAUCGUGCCUAUCAUUAGAAGUUAUUUAUCUUGCGACUCUUCUCGGUACAGGCGCAACUAUAACUUACCGCUGACGACCGUGGACAGUCUAUUAGUUCUUAAUGCAGAUCUUAAAUGCGACGCGUUUAAGUUCUGAUUUUCCGAUUGGACACAUUAGAGGGGGGGGGGGGGGGGGGGGGGGGG
Orussus abietinus is the source of this 4002-nucleotide messenger RNA. It is a transcript of the gene akirin, whose product is annotated as akirin-2. NCBI's taxonomy places the organism in Eukaryota, Metazoa, Arthropoda, Insecta, Hymenoptera, Orussidae. Gene Ontology annotation, cellular component: chromatin; nucleus. The transcript is spliced from 5 exons. The record is from RefSeq and is a predicted model, not a curated record. Gene Ontology annotation, molecular function: transcription coregulator activity. Gene Ontology annotation, biological process: positive regulation of innate immune response; positive regulation of transcription by RNA polymerase II. Bases 371 to 925 code for a protein of 184 amino acids.